Molecule: messenger RNA, 4938 nt
Organism: Cercopithifilaria johnstoni
Lineage: Eukaryota; Metazoa; Nematoda; Chromadorea; Rhabditida; Onchocercidae
Source: the annotation of a GenBank genome assembly
AUGUUUGGAAAAUCGCCUUUCGGUUCAUCCAAUACGUCUGCCUUUGGCGCAGGCAGCUCCUUGUUUGGAUCUUCCACUAAUCGAUCAACAACAGGAUUUGGCACACAAACGACCACUCAGAGCACGGGUUUAUUCGGGCAAAAAUCUAUUUUUGGCUCUCCUGGACAGUCGACAUCACUUUUCGGAAGCACGCAGCCUGCUUCCUCUGCCUCUACAUCAAUAUUUGGCCAGUCAAAACCACUUUUUGGUGCAUCGUCGACAACGCAGUCAGCAGGUUUCGGUGGUACUACAUCAUUGUUUGGUUCAACUCAGCCGGCACAACAAACUAGUGGUGUAUUCGGAUCAAGUUUUGGAACAUCAACCAUAUCGGGUACUACUAUUAAAUUUGAACCUCCUACAUCCACAGAUACUAUGCUUCGUAAUGGUACUAAUCAAACGAUUAGCACGAAACAUAUGUGUAUCACUGCCAUGAAACAAUAUGAAAACAAAAGUUUAGAGGAGUUGCGAUGCGAUGAUUAUUUAGCAAAUAGAAAAGGUCCCCAGAGUGGUGGUUUGGUAUUCGGUCAGACUUCACAACCAUCUUCUUCGUUGUUUGGUACCAGUACAAUUACAACUCAGCCAUCAAUUUUUGGUCAAAGUAAACCACUUUUUGGAAGCACCUCGACUGGUUUCGGCACUACAACCACAACCUCAUCUAUGUUGUUUGGAACCCCAACAACCACUACAUCAAUCUUCGGUAGUAAACCAACAGGUGGAGGACUCUUUGGUUCUUCUACCGUAGCAUCACCAUUUGGGCAAACUCAGACUAGCACAGGACUAUUUGGAGCGAAACCAUCAACGGGUUUCGGCACUCAAAGUUCGUCACUUUUUGGUGGACCAGCUUUCAGCGCUACCACAUCCGCAUCAAGCCCAUUUACAUUUGGUAACAGUACGCAACCCGCAACAUCAACCGCUCCGACGGGUCUUUUUGGUGCCAAGCCCUCUACUUCAGGUUUUAGUGCUUUUGGCGCAUCUACGUCCACAGCUUCACCCUUUGGCACUCAGUCAACUGGUGGACUUUUUGGCUCUAAACCUGUUACUGGUGGAUUAUUUGGCUCGAAUACAGGAAGUCUUUUCGGACAAGCGGCUCCUUCCUCAACACCGUCAUUAUUCGGCUCAUCUGCAUCCAAACCAACUAAUUCCUUAUUUGGUUCCACUGCGGCGCAGCCUGUUUUCGGUUCCACACAACAAGUAGCAGGUGGUAAUGUGUCGUCAGCAGCACCCAUUGUUUUGGGUGCCGAUUUUAAUCAAUGGCAAAUUGAAAAAGCAGUAAUCGAAGCACAGUUAGCAGCUAGUCCUUACGGUGAUAAUCCAUUAUUAAAACUUCUAACGACUGAAUCACAAGAAAAAUCAAAUAUUCUCAACCCUGUCAGUGUAGAGCGACAAAUUCGAUUUCUGGCUUCAAAGAAAGAUGCAACUGCAAUGACAACAACAACACCGAGUGGACCACUUGCACUGGGUUCAAUACCUUCUGCUGCAUCACGUAUCAGACUUUCAGCUUCCAAAUCCCGAGACAGCAUCGGGGAUUUUACAUACCACUCUAUGUUUUUGCCACCUGGCCUUAGAGGAAGUAAUAGGAAGAACACAUCAUUGAAUCUUGACAGCACCGCUAAUAGAUCAUAUAGUACUAAUGGUUCGUCUUCAUCAGUAGAUCCUUCAAACUUUUUGGGGACGAACACUAGCCAGUUGUCGAAGUCAAAGCACAAUUCGAACGUUAAACGACUUGAUCUUAGUGUUCUCCACAAGUAUAUGCAGGAAAAUCGACGGAAUUCCGCCAACUCAGUAGCACAAACUUCUUCAUCAGUAGCACAAACUUAUGGGGAUAAUGAAACGACUGAUAAUGUACAAGUUGGAACAGUUUCAAAGGCAGACACUCGAUCAGUUACUGCCGAGUUGGCAACGACGGGACAGAGAACAGGCGUUUCGUCCGUUUUGUCACCUUCGGCAAAUUUGUCAGUUGACAAUACAAAUGCUGCAGAAGGACAACCCACCAAUUCUCACUCUGGACUCCAGCGGACAACUGAAGUGUCUUCGUCAAUGGCGUAUUCCGAAGAGGAGAACAUCAAUAAUUCAUUGGAUGUAACUAAUAGCAGUGUUGUCAAUUCCCCUUCUGAAAAUGCUGCCUUGCGUAGUGUUCAUCCAGCAGGCAUAAUUUUAACAAGGCGAGAUUAUGAAUGUGAACCAUCGUUAGAAGAACUCGCGGAAAUGGCGCUGAAGAAUAACGGUGUUUGUCAUAUUGAAAGUGGCUUUACGAUACGUCGGCUAGCUUUUGGAAGUGUUUUCUGGCCUGGACCAUUCGACUUGCGCGAUGUUAAUUUGGAUAAGGUAGUACAUUUUCGUCAACAUGAAGUGAUUGUAUAUCCUGAUGAUAAUUCGAAACCACCACUUGGACAGGAAUUAAAUCGAUUCGCGGAAGUUAGUUUGGACAGAGUUUGGCCUCGCGAUAAGAAAACUAGAGAAUAUAUCACGGACCCUCUUCGGCUAGAAGAAAUGGGCUAUCGGGCAAAACUAGAACGUGCUUCGUUAAAAAUGGGAGCAAAAUUCAAGGAUUAUCGUCCUGAAACAGGCACUUGGGUUUUCACAGUGCCGCACUUUACCAAAUACGGAUUGACGGAAGACGAUGACAAUGAUAUGCUUGAUGAGACGGAGUUGAAGACAGCUUUUAAAGCCAGCAGAAUCCAAAACGCUGUGCAGCGCGCCAAAUUACCAAAGCUGAAAGUUGCUCAUGAAGAUGAGAUUGCUAACACGGCGGCCUCGGGUGCCUCUACAACUGAUGGCUUUCAAGAUCAUCAACAAGAAUUGAAACAAAUUGAUUCAUUGUUUUUUGUACGUGGAUUGGGUGGAAUCAACGGUUAUGGAAAAUCAUUUCUUGAGCAGAAUGCUUUCUUUGAUACACAUGUUGUGCAUGACUCUAUUCGGACAAGUAUGGUAUCAGAAACGGAGCAUAAAAUGGAAUUUUGUGAUAAUAAAGCAGUUCUAGAUGAUUUGAUGGGUGAUUCUCUGAUGAUUGACGCGGAGGAGCAAGAAGAUAGCACGAGCCAGUCGCAAAUAUAUCUUAUUGAUCCGGUUAAUGAAAUAAAAAGUUAUCUUAAAGAAGGUGAACAAACAAUCAUGAAAAUAGCCGGAAGAACCGGUACAUUUAUAGACGGUUCAUUAAUGAAUGGGAGAUGUGGACGCGUAAGUUGGAAUCACGGUCGAGUAUAUUGGAUAAGCGAUCUUCCCAAUUCAUUAUCGGUCCGAUGUCUUAAGCUUCAAUGUAUCGAUAAAGUGCCUACCGAAUAUAUUAUUGAUCUAUUCCGAAAAAUUGACUCUAUGAGUAAAAUAAUGAGUAAUGAGGAUACCGACAAUUUAAUUUUCCAAAAUGUUUCACAAAGAAAGCCAGAUGGAGAGUUUUAUGAUUUAAUAACUUAUUCCUUGGCGGCAUCGAGAUCCAACAGCAUGUCACAUGAUUCGAAUGUUUUGGAAUUAUGUGAUGCUCUUUUUGGCUCUCAAAUCAUAGCUGAUACGAAUUACACUAAGAUGUUAAAUCGUCGUGAAGAGGUUGCUAAAUGGCUACAAAAAUAUGUAAUAACUACUGAACAACAUGGAAAGCCACCACCGUCGGGUCCUGCUAAAAUCCUCCACUUAUUGCUGAUCGGUGAUUUGGAAGCUGCAGUAGAGGAAGCUGUAGAGAGCAAUUACCCUCAUCUUGCUUGCGGACUUUCAGUAUUUAGACAUACCAACAGGGCAGCUUACAAAAAUCAGAUUGAGCAUUGGAAGGAAACAAAGGAGUGUAAAUUUAUUGACGAGAAUCUGCUGAAAAUUUAUCUUUUGAUGGCAGGGGAAAUGCAAGCUGAAAUAAAUGGGAGAAAGAUCUUUGUGAAUGAUGGCUUGGAUGGAUUACAAGCGUUAUGCACAUUCGUUUCAUAUUUUGACCCAUUCGAUGCUUCAUUAAAAUAUGCGCUGCACGCUUUCGAAAAUGAUUUGAAGGCGCGGGAGGCAGAGCAUACGUUGAAAUGCAACGUCUUUUAUAAACUUAUUCAGUUGGCUUGUGAUGCCACCCAAUCUAUGGAAGCUGUUUUAGAACCUGGCUGCACUGCUGUAGAUCCCAUGGAUUAUCAUUUAUGCUGGCAUUUAUGGUUUAUCUUACGAAUUCUGGGAUUUGAACGCUGUUCAGAAUCUGCUGAACAUGCACUCCAUAUUCGAUAUGCUGAACAGCUUUGUCAAAUGGAGUUAUACUAUCUUGCUGCAAUUGUACUGAUGCAUAUUUCUGACUUGCAAAGUCGAAAUGAUGCUUUGAUCGGUCUUGGUGAUCGAAUUGCGGACAAAGCUGAUGAGGAAACUUAUGCCAAACUAUCAACAAUAUCGCGUUUACCAGAUUGUAUUAUUGCUCGGUCGAGGUACAUGCGGGCAAAAUUGGAAGACGAUGAAGCUAAAAUGUGUUUAUAUGCUUUGCAAGGAGGCAUGCUUGAUGAAGCCCAUUCAAUUUUCUUUGAAAAAGUUGCACCUAACAUCAUUAUAUCAGAUGAUUACGAAUGUCUGGGUCAGCUUGGUGAUUUAUUUGAGGAGGUGAGUGAUCAAAUACCAGCAUGGGGUCCAGGAGGACAAAUUUUCACUGAUUUUUAUCAUGUUAAAAAAAGGCUGGAAGAAAUUGAAGAUGAUGAAGAGGUGAAAGAAAUCAUCGAAUGGGCGCACUCACUUGAGUUGCGGUUGGUCGCAAUGCCUGUAACGAAUCCUAUGCAAAGACUUGCUGCAACAGUAAUGUCCAAAUAUGUUUUCAAAUUAAUCUACGGUUAUGAAGGUACUGAAACCGAAAAUCUACCAUUAAGUUUUGAAGAUAAAUUGGAAAUUGCGAGUGAUUUGGAAAUUCUUCCGAGUUUUCCCAUGGACCUAACAUCAGCUUAUGAAUUGCAACAAUAA